UCUAUUUUGGGCGCAUGCUCAGCGCGAACUGAACCUUGCAGCAUCUAAUUUGAGCUAUUGAAAUUUGAAUCUAUUAUUCCAACAAUCUCUCAAAGCAAAGCAUUUUUCAUGAUUUCCUUUGCAUUUCAUCGUCUCUACAGACUUCAGCAUUUUACAGCUUCUACUACACUCCUCAAUGGCCUCCUUUUCUCCUAUCCUCACCAGUUCUUCAACUUUAAUAGCAACCCCUUUUGGCGCUAUACCCAAUUUCAUUCUUUUACAACAAACCCACUGUCUUCUGAUUUUGAUUCAGUUGUCAGAAGGGUCUGUUCUUUAGUAUCUGAAUCAUACUGUAAAGUUCAAGAAAAUACCCAUUUCAAAUCUAGACACCCCAAGUUGAAAUUGCCGAUAGAUUCUGAGUGUUUGACUCAAGAACAGGCUAUAACUGUUGUUGCUUCUCUUGCAGAUGAGGGAGGGUCCAUGCUGGCAUUGAGUUUCUUUUAUUGGGCAAUUGGGUAUGUGAAAUUCAGGCAUUUUAUGAGGCUUUAUAUUGUUUUAGCUAUUUAUUUGAUUAAAAAUGGCAACUUUGAGAGAACCCAUGAAGUGAUGCAUUGUAUGUUGAGGAAUUUUUGUGAAGUUGGUAUGUUAAAGGAGGCUGUAGAUAUGGUUUUUGAGAUGCAAAAUCAAGGUUUGGUUUUGAAUGCUGGGAGUUUGAAUUCUGUUGUUAGUGUUGUUACUGAGAUGGGACAUGUUGAGAUGGCAGAGAAGGUGUUUGGUGAAAUGUGUGACAGAGGGGUCUGUCCUGAUUCAUUUUGUUUCGAGUCUAUGGUUGUUGCUUAUUGUAGAACCGGAAGAGUUGUAGAGGCUGAUAGGUGGCUGAGUGCAAUGCUCGAAAGGGGGUUUCUUGUUGAUAAUGCGACUUGCACUUUAAUAUUGAGUGUUUUCUGUGAAAAGGGGUCUAUUAAUAGAGUGUUGAGUAUUUUUAAUAAACUGAUUGAAUUGGGGUUGGCUCCAAAUGUUAUCAAUUAUACGUGUUUGAUAAAUGGAUUGUGUAAGAAAGGCAUUAUUAAGCAUGCAUUCGAGUUGUUAGAGGAAAUGGUUAGAAAAGGUUUGAAACCAAAUGUUUUCACUCAUACUGCAUUGAUUGAUGGUCUUUGUAAGAAAGGCUGGAUGGAUAAGGCUUUUAGACUAUUCCUAAAACUUGUGAAGAGUGACAAUUACAAGCCUAAUGUGCAUACAUAUACAGCCAUGAUAGCUGGAUACUGCAAACAGGAAAAAUUGAAUCGUGCAGAGAUGCUUCUGAGCAGAAUGCAAGAACAAGAGUUGGUCCCUAAUGCCAACACCUAUACUGCUCUCAUUGAUGGGUACUGUAAAGUUGGAAACUUUGAUGUUGCUUAUAAAUUAUUGCGUGUGAUGGAUGAAAAAGGCUUGGCGCCAAGCACUUUUACGUAUAACGCGGUCAUUGAUGGCCUGUGUAAAAAGGGAAGGGUUCAGGAGGCUUAUCAGAUGCUGAAGAAAGGUAUGCAAAUUGGAAUUUCGCCAGAUUUAGUGACUUACACCAUUCUAAUGUCUCAGAGCUGCAAACUAGGAGAUAAUGGACAAGCUUUUGCUCUUUUCAGUAAGAUGGUUAAAGCUGGUAUUGGCCCUGAUAUGCAUACAUACACCACAUUAAUUGCUGCCUUGUGUAGGCAAAAGAAAAUGAAAGACAGUGAAAAGCUCUUUGAUGAUGCUGUAAUUUUAGGUUUGAUACCUACCAAAGAGACUUGUACUUCCAUGAUAUGUGGAUAUUGUAGAGAUAAAAAUGUGGCCAUGGCCAAGAAGUACUUCCAGAGGAUGGGAGAAUAUGGUUGUGCACCUGAUAGCCUCACUUAUGGUGCUUUGAUUAGUGGGCUUUGUAAGGAGUCAAAGUUGGAUGAGGCUAGAGAUCUUUACAAUUCAAUGGUUGAUAAAGGGAUUCCCCCAUGUGAAGUUACACGGCUGACUGUAGCUUAUGAGUAUUGCAAGAACAAUGAACCAACCAUCACAAUGGGCCUCUUAGAUAAAUUAGAAAAAAAACUUUGGGUUCGAACUGUAUCUACCUUAGUCAGGAAGCUUUGCAGUGAAAAGAAAGUGAAUGUAGCUGCUCUGUUUUUCCAUAAACUGCUAGACAAACAGCAGAGUGUGGAUCGAGUAACUCUUGCAGCGUUUAUGUCGGCGUGCUAUGAAAGCAAUAAAUAUGACCUUGUCUCCAGUAUGAAUGAGAGGAUAACAAAAGAUUUUGGAGAAUCUACGGUAGAGUGACCUUGUGAUUUACUGAACAACAAACCAAAAGGCUAUUUGGCAGGUGUGCAAGUAGCAAGUUAAAAUGAUUGCUUUAUCCUCUUUAAGAUUGAGCAUUAAAGCUGUCCCCUCACAUUUACUGAUUUGAACUGAAGUGCGUAGCUUUCUCAGAAGUCUAUAUUGUUGGACUAUGUGGAAACUAGCUGCCUGUGAUCUUGUGUUGAGGCAGAUGGCCAAGCUGAGGAAGAUUCUUUUCCAUGGCAAGUUCUUGAAUGGAAUUCUUUACAGCAAUGACGUGCUUGAAAGAGAACCUCUUAUAAACCUCCCCUGAUAUUAAAAGGAAGUUGACAAUUACAGAAAUGUUCACAAGUAGGAAAAUCAGGUAUCUUUCUUUUCCUUUGAUGUUCACAAUCAUUGUUCAGACAAGAUUGAGAGAUGUGGACAAAAGUUGUCAAAAAGCUAUUAUACUGCGGGAGAGAUUGAUAGGGAGCAGUUAUUUGACAGUAAACAGCAAUCACCUUAGUUUUUCCCUAACGUACGAAGAUGUUGGCUAGCUCACUAUGGAGCUGUCAAGCCAUAUGUAAUGGAAGGAGAUCCAGGACUGUUUAGCUGCUUGUACAGAUUGUGGUUUUGGUUUCUCGUUCAUUUAAAUUUUGAUGUAUAAACCUCUUCCGCAAGAUCAUGGUUAGAGAAAGUCCUCUGGUGUUGUCAUUGCAGAUUCUUGAGAUUGGACAUUACCAAGGAUUUCCACAUUCCAACCAUAAGUUCUUUCUCCGUCUCUCACCGAGUUUGUGAACAAGCAUUUUUACCAAGACUGGUGACCAUCAAUUGUAUGUAGUAAAUGAAAAAAUCAAAACUAGUUGAGCCUCUCAAUCGUUAUACUGGGAAAAUUGUUAGCCAAGGGUACUUGAAGUGUAUAUAAAAGGUAUCAUUACAUUGCCUUAUGAAUGUUGCUGUAUUCGUUUUUAUCUUUAUUCAUUUCAUUCUUCCUUUUUGGUA
Solanum pennellii is the source of this 3237-nucleotide messenger RNA. RefSeq names its product pentatricopeptide repeat-containing protein At4g19890. NCBI's taxonomy places the organism in Eukaryota, Viridiplantae, Streptophyta, Magnoliopsida, Solanales, Solanaceae. Gene Ontology annotation, molecular function: protein binding. The transcript is spliced from 4 exons. The record is from RefSeq and is a predicted model, not a curated record. Bases 109 to 2259 code for a protein of 716 amino acids.